GAUUCCUUCAAGGACUUAUUCUUUAUCCCAUUAGCCUCCACCAGCCUAAAAGCCUUCUCAACAAUUCACUCUGUACAUGUUAAGCGGAAAAAGUUAUUUCACCCAGCCAACACGGUUUUUGUCAUUCUGUGACCUUAUAAUCGGUCCCCACCUCCAUUUGUCCACCUUUUCUUUCUGUUCCUUUAAAGCUUUGGUUAACAAAAAUCUUUGCAAUUUUCGAUUCAAAAUUAACAUCUCAUCCAGUAACAGCUUCCAUUAACGAAUUUUCCAAAUGUAUGUUAAUACAUACUGUGGUGAACUGCAUAUACCUGUCUGGACACAAUUCUGUUCAUUUAGUAAUCUUUGUGCAUACUUCAAUUUCUUCUUAUUGACAGUUGCAUCUAUGGUUAUCCGGAUGUUAUGUUCUUAUGACCCCGCUACUGAUCUGUAUCGCUCUGCUUAUCAAGGAUAACUUUAUUCUCUAUUUACAUUUUCAUGCACAGUGUUAGGAAUUUGCUGUGGUGUGUUGGCGCGACGUUAUGUCUCUUAAUUGACUUAUGCUCUUACCAUACUUUUAAAUAUCUUUCCUCAUGAAUUUUUUUCCGGAUUGUGUUUUUCUGUGCAUAGCACACUGAACCAUUCUUCUACCUUUAUAGUGGCCCAUAACUUCGUGUUUUUAUUGUUGGGAAUUACGUUUUUUUCUGCUCAAGCGAUAGACCAUCAAUAAACAUUACAGCGAAUAACCGCGUCAAGUGCGUGGGGGAUGGGCGACGAGUUCCGGGAGGAGGAGAAUUUCACUACUACACAUUUGCUUCUCUGGUGCCAACAUCGCUACUUCAAAACGUAAGAGGGAAAAGAAAAUCGACUCUGGUCUAUUCGCGGUGUGGAGAAUUUUUGAUAAGAUGCGAAUACAUUUUAUUUCUCUUCCCAUACAAUGUUAGCUAAUUAACUGCUCAGGAUCUGAAGAUUUCUGACCUUCGAUCACAGUUCACAGGUGGUGACAGCCUGAAGUAAAUAGGAUUUAAAUUCCUGGGAAGAUAGUUCUCGCUUUAGACUUGUGGCUUUGCAGGUUAGAUGCCUCACCAGGAGCGAAGAAUUUUGCUGUUGAAUUAGAGAAAUCCAGCCCUCAAGAAAUUCAUUUAACACAAUGAACUAUCAAGAAGAGAAUGAGUGCUUUGAGAACUAUGCAUAUCAUCACGCAGAAACACUGGAAAUGGACAGAGGUACACAGGGGCGAUCUUCUAUGUUCCGCACAGCUCCAUUCUCAUCUUCCUAUCAGCAAAAACUGUCUGAUUCAUCAGAUGUUUGGAGAAAUUGGGGCCAGCCAGAGGUUAUAAAAAUGACAACUAUCGGAAGAGUAAACAGCGAUUUAAGACCUCGAUUCAUUAAUAUGAAUCCCUAUAGAAAUAGCAGUGGAUGUGUCAAUCCUGGAUUUGAGCCCAUAGCAGAUGAAACUUAUAGCUCAGCUUCAUCUAUGUAUGACUGGCAUAGUGACCAAGAUCCUCCUUUCAUUCUCAAUCUUCAUGGAAAUGAUGACAUUUCAAACCAAGAGCUAGCUAUGGCAAGAAGGCGUAGAAGUACUGGCACUGGAAGCCUAUCAGCUGGCUUAAGAUUCUCGCAGUUUGUAAAUUCACAACAGGAACUAAGCACAGAAGAGAAGGAAGAACAGCAAGAGUUCAUUGCUGAACUUGUGGCUUUAUCACCCAAUGAAAGAGCGAAGGUCAUCCGAGAGUUGACAGUGAGCAUGGAUAAGAAACGAGAGAUAAGGAGUCAGGUGUAUCUGGAGAUUGGACCAAAGUCAAUGGAAGCAGAUUAUCAAAUAGCUUGCUGCACCCAUCUUCUGACUAACAUAUCAUCUUCUCUUCGACACUUUCGUGAAAAAGUGAUUGAAAUUUUAUAUUUCAUUCAUCCAUGGCAUAGAUCCCUGAAAAUUAUUGGUGGCAAGUUUGGAACAGGAGUUCUCUCUUAUUUCACCUUCCUCAAGUGGCUGCUUAUGUUUAACGUCUUUUCCUUCCUGAUUAACUUCAGCUUCAUUACCAUCCCACAAUUCUUUGCCUUGGAUCCCAACAACCUCACUUUCACAGGCCUGGAGCUUCUCACUGGUGCAGGCUAUUUUACACAGACCGUGUUUUAUUAUGGGUUUUAUACCAACGCUAGCAUUCAAGCAAGUCCUACUGCUGCAAUGUACAAUAUGCAGCUUGCUUAUUUUCUCACAUUUGGAUUCUACAUGCUGAUUUGCUUUCUGUAUCUGGUUUACAGUAUAGCAAAGUCAUUCAAUGAAAACUUCACAAUUGGUACUUCGUCUGGUGUGGCAGCCUGGCUUCUCUGUUCAUGGGAUUUUAACAUAACUAAUGAAAAAACAGUUCAACUGAAAAAAACCAGCCUGAACACACAGUUAAAGGAAAUGUUAUCAGAAAAAACACGUUACAAGAGACAAUUAACAAGAAAACAGAAAAUUGUGAGAUAUUUAAUUCAUCUGAUGACUUGGAUUAUUUCGUUAGGUACAACAUUGGGCUGCUGUGUGGGAGUUUAUUUCUAUUGUAUAUCUAAUUUUCAGAUUAUUCAAAAAGAUCCAAACAAGGAAGAACUGCAAAAGCAGGCAUCAACACUCCUUUUGCCUUUUCUGGUGGCAAGCAUCAAUUUAUUUAUUCCAUUGUUCUUCUCUUUCCUUGGCCUUAUGGAAAGAUUCAAGUACCCAUGGCAUGAGAUAUAUGUUCUUAUUAUAAGAAACGUUUUGCUGAAGAUGUCAAUAACUGGAGUUUUGUGUUACUAUUGGCUGGUGAUAGUAGCAGAUUCAAUGGAGUGUUGGGAAACUUUCGUAGGCCAAGAUCUCUACCGGCUUGUAGUGACUGAUUUUAUCUUCUCCUUAUUCAGUUCCUUCUUUGGGGAAUUCAUUCGAAGCAUCAUAGGGAGAUAUUGCUACACGAAACUUGGAAUACCAGAAUUUGACAUUGCAAGGAAUGUAUUAGCAUUAAUCCAUGCACAAACACUUGGAUGGGUUGGACUUUUCUUUGCGCCUCUUUUACCAGCAAUACAGAUCAUUAAGUUCUUCAUUACAUUUCACGUUAAAAGGGUUAGCCUAAUGAUGAAUUGUCAGCCACCUCGCAUGGCUUGGCGAGCUUCCCACAUGACAACAAUCUUCAUUUUCCUGUUGUUCUUUCCUGCCUUUAUUGGGGUUCUUUGCCUGAUAGGCAUAACUGUGUGGAGAUUGAGGCCUUCUAAAUUCUGUGGCCCCUUUAGAGGAUUAAGUGUCCCUUAUAGUUCCGUUUCAAGAUUUAUUCAUGAGACAAUUCAUCAACUGGCGUGGCUUGGGUGGAUCUACAACAAAUUGCUUGUGAAUCCGCUGUUCUUCUUCAUUUUAACAGUUAUUGUGUUUGCUAUUAUCUAUCUGUAUUGGCAAAUUAUAGAUGGGCAUAAAAUGAUGGCAAAACUCUUACAAGAGCGUAUUGUUAAUGAAGGAAAAGACAAAUCGUAUUUGUUACAAAAACUCACAGCCUUGAAAAUGAGGGAAGUUUCUGAGGAGAAUAAGACAAAAUCCAGCACAGAGCCUUAUCUGCAACUUGAGGAAAGAAGAGGAAUUCAUCAAUAUAGCCCAGAUCUUACAGAGCAGCAUGGCUUUGGAUCACAAUGGAGAAAUAACAAAGUGCACCCAGGAUCAGAUGAAGAAUCUGUGCCUACCAGCAACAUAGAGCUGUCAAAUGUAACAAGUGAACAUGAGAGAGAAGGUCAAGGGCAUAACCCAAAUGCAAGAGAGGAAGCUGGCAGUGCUCUUGCACUGGCAUUGGCUGCCAAGCGUCAGGCAGAACAGCAGGACUAUCAAUAACUAUUCUCAGUGCAUUAUGCCACUCAAGAAAUCUCUAAAAGAGGACUUGUAUGAAAAAGCGCAGGUAACACUAACCAGUGGGAAACUCUUGCCUCUUACAACGACACUUCCACCUCAGGUGAGCCCUUGGAUAGCUGUGCUCACAGUACAAUCAUAAACCCACCGAUCGCUGGAAGACUUUUGAAUGCUGGCAUAAGUCCUUUACAGUUUUUGCUGCUCUAUUUGUCUUGAAAUAAUUGGUUGCUCAUGCUAGCAAAUGUUACUCCAUGUGCUGCACCUUGUAUCAAUAGAAAUGGAAUUUAGAUCAGCUAGCCCAAUGAAGUCGAAUACUUAGAAAUCUGGAUCGCAUAACCUUUUCCUCCAGCACUGAGUGAUUUAAAAGCAAUUCAUCUAGAUAUUAAUUGGAUUUCCAACCAUCUCCUAGUCUAUGCUUUCAAUCAGGGAAUUUGGCCAGAUCACCCUUGCAAUUAUUGUUCUGUGACAGUACAAUAAUUUCUUGGUUAAAGUUGCUUUUGGGGUUUUGCACAACAAUUUGAAACACAUACCUUUUGGAUUACCCAUCGUAGGGCAAUACCAGGAAGACAAGGUCUUAAUCUCACAGAGCAAUCUGGGAGAGUUGCACCAGGUGAGAACUUUCUUAAAUCUUCAUGAUCCCUCCCGCGCAGAGUGGCCUCUCAACAAUUCACCAUCUCACAAAUCUUUUCUCAGUCCCUGGUCUAUGACACCCAAUGAAUUUGCCCCAUUCUCUGCUACUUCUGAACUUCCCUACCAUCCUGAUGCUAGCCUCUCUGGAAAUCCCUUCCUCCAAACCCAGACCUUCAACCAACCCUCUAAGUUCAGCCAUGUAACACAGGUAAUAUAGUUCAACCUGAAAGAACAUAUGAAGCCUAAGAACUUGAUGCUCAGGCCUUAGACCUCAGUCAGAAAUGAAUUUUGAAACAGUGGGAUAGUCAUUGUUCCAACAUGUUAACGGCUUUUCAGUGUAUCUUUUAAUUUAUAGAAAGAAGAAAUGUAUGUAAAUACCUGUACUUUAUAAUAAAUAUUUUCAGUAGAUUUUGGAAAAUUACUCUAAAGUAACUGCAACAUUUAUUUUGAUAAACUACAGAAGUAUUAUUCCUCCUUAAUUAGCAAGUCAAUAAUAGUUAACAAUUAUGUUUGUUAUCUUUUCAAUUACAUAAACCUGGUCCAUUCACAUUUUGGUGAAUUUUUGUGCCUUGUUGUAAUCUGCUCUGUAUAUUUCCUUUCUUCUGGCACCUGGAUAUAGAAAUUCUGUUGGAAGUUCUAGAUUCCUGCUGCAACUUGGGGAAAAAGUGGGCAAGUUGUGUCACUUCUCCAGGGCUGCUAACAUUCUCUUACUGAAGCUUAAGCAGAAAUCUGGGACAGCUCCUAUGGUUUACAUAUCUUGGUGGUUGCAAUUGGCAGGUGCAGAUUAAAUCUCUAGUCACUUUACUUCUCCAGUGUGCUUGCAUGUUAACUUCAUUUGAGCCAUGUACAGCAGCUCUGUGACAUUUUCAUUUUAUUCCUUACAAUAUUAUAAAAUAGUGCCAAUUUAAGCUGGUUUUGAUCUCUUGAAGACAGUUAGCUAGGGUAGUGCUGCUUAAACCAUUUUGCACAGUCUCUCACUCAUGCUUGUGAAAAUUACCUUUACUAAGACUGUGCCAGAUUUAAACUGGUUCUGAGAGAAAAUGUACAAUGAAUUAAAUCAGAAUCACUUCUGAUUUAAUACUGUUUAAUAUUUUUAUGGCUUAACCUGAAGUUUACUGCAAAAUACUCCAGAUGCUGGCAAUCUGAUAAUUGCAAAAGAUGCAGGAAAUGCAUAGCAGGUCAGGCAGCGCUAAUGGUAGAGUAUAUUUAAAGUUUCAGAUCAAUAAAUAUCAUCUUACCCAUUGGUCCUCAAUCUGGUUCAUGGCACAUGUUCUCCUCCUGGUUAUCCUGAGUGUACUUUUGGGGGUGCAUGGUUCCCGGAAUCCUCAAAUGGCUAAUAGAGCCAUUCCAUAAGCUCAGAUAGAGCAAACAGAGGCACUUCCACCUACCAUGAUUCAUUUCCCAUCUUCAGACACAAUGGAAAUUCAUAAAUAAUUAAAAAUGAAAAAAAAGUUUAAUUGAAAGCAUACUUAUUAUUUUUUAAACCCCUUCACUUUCAUCAAUGAAGGUCAGUAAUUCCAUUCAAAUAUACCUGACACUGCAGCUUGACUAGAACAGCUGAACAACCAGAUAUAAAAUGUAUUUAUCUAUUUGGAGGAGAUGCAUGGUGGCUAGCUAACAUUUCCUAAAGGGAUCACCAAAUAGCUCCCAGAACAAUCUGGGCCAGUUAAUUCUGCUACUCUCUCCACAAGUGCUGCCUGAGCUGUUAGGUUUUUUUUGACAUUUUAAUGUUUAUUUGUAAAAGUUCAUGUAACAAGUGUAAAAGUGUUAUAAUUACUGUAACUGUACAACACAAUCCUUUUGUACAUAACUGUUAAUUUUUGCCAGUUGUGGAGGAAAAAUAUUUAGAAUUAUUAUCAGACAUUGUCUCUGAUCAACCAUAGACUAUUUAUAAGACCAGAAUACAAGAUACUUGUCAUUAUGGUGCUGAUCACAGCUAACAGAUAAUAACAAUUGUACAAUUUACAGUUAUCAGUUUGAGGUACAUUUGAUUUACAGAUGUUAGUGAAUUUAAAUGCAUUAAUCUUACCACCACAACUUGUUCCGUGUAACAAAAAUAUCAAGACUGGAGUGACAAUACUGAAAACGUGAGGGAAGUGGAUCAUUCUCACUCAUGUAAUAAAUAUUGUCAUGUUGCUUUUAA
Messenger RNA from Hypanus sabinus (Atlantic stingray), 6590 nucleotides. RefSeq names its product transmembrane channel-like protein 5. The record is from RefSeq and is a predicted model, not a curated record. Gene Ontology annotation, molecular function: mechanosensitive monoatomic ion channel activity. Gene Ontology annotation, cellular component: plasma membrane. Lineage: Eukaryota; Metazoa; Chordata; Chondrichthyes; Myliobatiformes; Dasyatidae. Bases 1127 to 3802 code for a protein of 891 amino acids. The transcript has 25 exons.